ACCCAGAAAUUCCCAAAGUACCUCUCCCGGGGUGACAAGUCCAAGUAAGGCCUAGAAAUAAGGGUAAAGCAAGUAAGCUGCUAGCUGAAAACGAAAAGCAAAAUUGACUAUGAGAUCACUUCAGAUUAAAAUUCAAAAGAUAAACGUACCUAAAAGAGAAAUGACCAAUACCUUUUAUGGAAACAUUUCGCAAUCUACUUUGUUGACAAUUAAGUGGCCACUUGUGUCACGCAUUAUCACUCAGCUCUCCGAAGACAACCCAAGAUGUCGGAGCCUCCGUACGCUUCGAUUUCAGACAAGAAACAAGCUCCCAGUUCCCUUAGAUUGUGGAAGAUAUUGACUGGGGUGUCAACUCUAGUAGCCGUCGCUAUCACCGCCGUUUUUAUCUGGUACGUUCUCACACAUAAAUCAGAUUCAAGAAGCACCGAAUAUCAAGUGGACAAAAAUAUCCAGAAUGCCUUGGCAUGCCCCCAGCUACCUACACUGCUUCCCUUGCCCAAACCGACGCCUGAAAGAAUCACCGAGGUCUUCCAGAAAUUAGAAUCAGCCCUGAGUGCUUUAAUAGACAAGGAAUCGUCGCUGCCUGCCAUUUCUAUGAAUGUCUUUUACCAAGAUGAAAUUCUGUGGAGCGGCCAUUUUGGAAGCAAGGUGUAUAAACAACCUGAGAGGAAACCCGACAACAGCACCGUGUACCGAAUUGGAAGCAUCACAAAGAUCUUUGCCGUCCUAAUGAUGUUCAAUUUUUACGAAGAAGGCAAAAUCUCCUCGAUUGAUGAUCCUCUAAGCAAGUAUGCUCCUAAUUUUGCUAUUAAAAACCCUUAUACUAACGACAACAUCACACUGCGAGAGAUCGCGAGUCAAAUGUCAGGGCUACCUCGCGAGGCACCAUGUUUAUACAGCUGCCGUAACACAACCUCCGCCGAGCAACUCGCAUUGUUGAAGGACCGCACGCUUAUACUCCCGCCAUGGGUCCAGCCAUCUUACAGUAACCUUGGUUAUGGAUUAUUGGGCCGACUCCUGACCGAGAACUUACUCCAGAACGAAACUUUCGAGAGCUGGACACAGGAAAACAUUCUUAAACCCCUCAGGAUGGUAAACACGGGUUUUAAAAUCACAGACGAGGUCAAGAAGAACAUAGCCUAUCCGUAUCUACCCAAAGGAAAGAAAAUGGCGUUUUUAGAUAUUGGAUGGAUGGCGCCCGCUGGUCAGAUGUACUCAACCAUUGAUGAUCUAGCUAAGCUUGGAAUGAUGUUUGCCCAACCCGAGAAACAAAAACUCUUCAAGCCCGCAACUCUUCGUGAAAUGAUGACGCCAAAAAACAUAGCCCCAGAUGGUGUUACUGUUUGGGGCUCACCGUUUGAAAUGACCUUCAAAGAACACGUUGUUGUCCGCGCCAAAGGUGGAAACAUAGACACAUACGACGCCAAGUUUUCAGUUAUCCCCGAGCUUGCUCUUGGAGCAAAUAUUCUCACGAGUACAGUUUUCUACCCACAUCCAGAUGCGUCUGAAGGCUUGGCAUUGCUGAACAAUCUGCUGAUUCCGACAUUGAACGAAACGCUGUUUGAACUUCAGCGUGAAGCCCACUUCCCGAUCGAUCCAGCGCCUUUUACUGGUAAAUUUCAGGUCACGCAAACUAAUCCCAUAUUCGGAACUAUAAGCAUUUACAAUGUUACUAUCAGCGAGUAUCAAAAUAUUCUGCGAUUUGUGUAUGCGUCAACAACGAUUGAGAUCCGGUAUAUCGAAGAGAAAUUGGUUUUCCAGGCAAGAAGCCAUACCGCUGGGAUGACAUGCUUCAUGGAACGUGUAGGGACAUUAGCAGAUAUGUAUUAUGACCCCCCUGGGAAGGAUAAAUUGUCCCGCGGUUUUCAUGUUCCACAGUGGGCGAUAGUUGCGAAACGGGUGAAAGCUUCGAACGACAGUUUCGCCGGUGAGAGCGAAGGUAACGUACCGGAAUUUCUGUUUAAUCCGUUUAAAAGUGCUGUGUAGUGAGAAACCUUAGACGUAAACUUUAAAUCAAUUAAUUUGGUGGUAACUUUACAACGUCAGUGGCUGGAAUCAUACAAUAUUGACGAAUAUUUAGAAAUACCCAGCUCAGUUUAGUUGUACGAUGUGGUCUUAGCUGUUUGUGAAUGAAACGCUAGGGUGUAAAAUUCAGCAGUACUUUCAUAUUAUGGUACUUAAUAGGCAGUUGUAACAGGUUUCGAAAUAUUCCUGGAAAACAUAUGGAAAUUGCAAUUUUCUUUCAGGAGCCUGGAAAACUCCUUGAAAAUUUUCAUCUCUCUACCUACACCUGGGAAACGCCUAAAAAUUUCUAGUGUUAUAAAAAAAAGCAAAUGAAUUCUUACACUAUUUUUUUUCCACAACCACUUAAUAACAAGCUAGUUGCCUUUGGAAGCAUUAUUAAAAAAAAAAAAUCACACCGUGGUUUAGGAUUUCAGUGUGCGAGAAAUUUUAUCUUUCUACCCCGAAAAAUUCCUAAAUUUGCAAAUUUCCAUCUUCCCUGGCAAGAACGGUCUGCAGACAAUCCCUAAAGUGAGAUCAGUUAAACGAAAGAUAUUUCGUGUACUGCACUAGGUGGUUGUAACGUUUUAGUCUGUGGAUGAAGUCCUAAUGCGUGACCAUUCAAAUGAAAGUUAUUGAGCAGUACUUUCAUGAGAGACCCUCUAUCAUACUGCACAAGGUGCGAGUUCUAAUUUUAACUUAUAUAAGUCUGUUGAUGAAACCCUAUUGUGUGACUAUUUAAACGAAAGCUAAUAAGCAUUCCUUUCAUGUAGUGCAGUUUAUUAUGCUGCACAGUGAAUUUCUAACUUUAAAAAUAGAGGAACAAACCCUGGUGUAUGUCCAGUCAAAUGAAAUCAUUACUGGGAAGGAAGUUAAAGUAGCACUGUUUCAAUACACUGUAUAAGGUCGCGUGUUUGGAUGAUGCUGAAUGAUACCCUAUAGUUCGUAACUCUACCUCAUUAGACUACAGCUUGAAUAUUUCUUGGGAUAAUCAUUGCUUCAGACUCUUAGUCAAUAAUCAUAAGGUAAAUUUGCGAACAUUGUGUCUCACCAGGAGCAGAUAUAAAAUUGAUGCUCUUGGAAAACUAUGUCAGUCGAGAGGUUUAUAGUAUUAAACGACAAAUUAGUCAAGCUAGCAUAAUACUGUACAAAGAUUCUUAUGAAUGAUUUUAAAUAAAUGUAAUGAGUGCGAGUAAAAUAAUCUUCUCAGCAAUA
This is a messenger RNA of Orbicella faveolata, 3216 nucleotides long. RefSeq names its product beta-lactamase-like protein 1. Lineage: Eukaryota; Metazoa; Cnidaria; Anthozoa; Scleractinia; Merulinidae. The record is from RefSeq and is a predicted model, not a curated record.